AUGUGCUCUCCUGUGUGCAGCAUGGAGCACCUGUGGAUGUAUGCAGCGGCUGUGCUGCUGCUGCUCUGGCUGCUGGUGUGGCUGUGGAGAGAUAGCCUGGUCAUCUCAGACAUCGGUGAAAACUAUGUCUUUGUGACUGGCUGUGACUCGGGCUUUGGGAACCUCCUGUGCAAGCGGCUGGACCGCCGCGGCUUCCGCGUGCUGGCCGGCUGUUUGACGGAGAAGGGCGCGGACAACCUACGCCGGGCGACAGGGCCCAAGCUGAAGACCAUCCUGCUGGAUGUGACGGACAGCAGCAGUAUCCGUCGGGCCAUGGAGUGGACAAAGAAGGAAGUGGGUGACAGAGGUCUGUGGGGCCUCGUGAACAACGCGGGCCGGUCCCUUCCCAUGGGCCCCACGGAGUGGAUGCGGAUGGAGGACUUCCACAGCACGCUGCGAGUCAACAUGAUGGGCGUCAUUGAGAUGACGAUGACCUUCCUGCCACUGCUGAAGAAAGGCCGGGGGCGGGUGGUCAACGUGGCGUCCGUCCUGGGCCGUGUCGCCGCUAACGGUGGCGGGUAUUGCAUCUCGAAAUUUGCAGUGGAGUCCUUCUCUGACUGCCUCAGGAGGGACAUACACUACUUUGGCAUCAAGGUGAGCAUCAUCGAGCCGGGCUUCUUCAAGACAGCGGUGACCAGCCUGGAGCCAAUCGAGAGGGAGCUGCACCGCCUGUGGAACCAGCUGAGCCCAGAGGUGCGGGACAGCUAUGGGGAGAAGUACUUUGACAGGUAUAUCAAGGUCCAGCGGUUGAUCAUGAACAUGUUGUGUGACCCGGACCUGAGCAAGGUGACAAACUGCAUGGAGCACGCUUUGACAGCACAGUACCCCCGAACGCGUUACAGCGCUGGCUGGGACGCAAAGUUCGCAUGGAUUCCCCUGUCCUACGCCCCUGCCUGUCUGCUGGACUUCUUCCUUAGGACUGUGCUACCGCGUCCGGCGCAGAGCGUCUAGAGAAACAAACACCAGGAAAUAUGGAAGCGAGCUCUGUCAUACUGACAUAAUGUUAGGUAAAUUCUGCUCGUGUUUCAAAGCUCCACCACAUACAAAUGCAAAAUCUGUAAAUUAUUAUUUUUAUUUUACAGUGCAUUUCUAUUUUAUUUCAGUGUCACAUAAUUAAUUUCUUUGAACGCAAGCUACGCACAGCCAAUAAAUAAUCUCUCCCUUUAAAAAGUGACAAAACUACCUUUGAACUGAGCUGACAUUAAACACAAAGACAAAUAUUUUCUUUGAAAUUACUGUACCCAAUCAUGAUAUUUAAAGUAAGUUAUGCUGCUAAAUACUUCGAGUAGGUGCAUAUGCUGCAGUGGGCAGACUGGCCCAUGUGUUGUGUUCUAUUUUGUUGAUCAUAAACCAUGUUUAUGCAUGUCUUACAUCCUUGCUUCUGUGGUCAGUUUCAGAAGGGGCUAGUAAACAACGGAAUAGCAAACACUUGUAGAAGAUUUCCUUUUUUCAGCGUGCUAAAUUCUUAUUAACGAGAUUUAAGUUAGUUAUUCUGUUUUGCCCCAACACAGGUACAUAGUACACUAUCCCUCCUUACAUUUGAACUUUCGACUUUCCUGUCGCAAGUUGCACAACUACUUGCUGACAUUGUUUUUCUUCCUCUCUUUAAUGACUGAAUCACAUAUUAUUGUUAAUGAAUUCCAUAGCUGAUAAUUUUGUUUGACCCAUCUGUGCGGCUCCUUCUUUCACUAGAUCAGAUCAGGGUAAAAGCACCGCAGCGCUAGUGGACACUGCAGUUUCAGCCAGUAACCAUCAGGUUGCACAA
Messenger RNA from Scleropages formosus (Asian bonytongue), 1804 nucleotides. RefSeq names its product retinol dehydrogenase 7. Gene Ontology annotation, biological process: retinoid metabolic process; steroid metabolic process. Lineage: Eukaryota; Metazoa; Chordata; Actinopteri; Osteoglossiformes; Osteoglossidae. The coding region runs from base 1 to 990 and encodes 329 amino acids. Gene Ontology annotation, molecular function: all-trans-retinol dehydrogenase (NAD+) activity. The transcript is spliced from 4 exons. Gene Ontology annotation, cellular component: intracellular membrane-bounded organelle. The record is from RefSeq and is a predicted model, not a curated record.